Molecule: messenger RNA, 3852 nt
Organism: Eimeria necatrix
Lineage: Eukaryota; Apicomplexa; Conoidasida; Eucoccidiorida; Eimeriidae
Exons: 1
Coding region: 1-3852 (1283 amino acids)
Source: RefSeq, a predicted model, not a curated record
AUGCAUCUUUUCUGCGGCUUUACAGCGGUGUUUGCCCUCUUGUUUCCUGGGGAUUUCCGCACAGCCGCUGCUGCAGCAACUUCUGCAACUGAUCCCCAACAUGUACGGGCACAAAGCACGUUUACAGCCUUGAGCAUUCCUUCCCGGUCGCCGGGAAGGAGCGAUCUUUCAACAAGCUCGUUUAUGCUGCCCUUGGAUUCGCAGCAGCCACUUACACGACGAAAAUUUGGACCCAGAUCCCCUGUCAGAAAAGUACUGGCAAGUGAUCCUGUCCUCGUCUUGGUAUUUUUCGCCUUGGCUUUUUUGAUUGCAAAAUGUGCGGACGCAAUUCGCUCAUCAAGUCAUUCAGAAGGAGCUCGUUCUUUGGCCGCAGACGGCCAAGACAGCUGCGCCUCUCUAGCUGCUGCCGAAGCUGCUCCGGCUGAAACGAAACCGGCAGCAGGCGAACUACCGCCUGAAGUGCAGCAGCAGCUAAGCAUCCUCAAAAUAUCUGAUUCUGACGCCAAAACCCUGACAGAACAAGAGCAAUCCAGUGUUAAUGAUGCAUUAACUCGACUGGAACGGCUUAUCGGAAAUGCUGAAAAAAGGACAGCAGCAGCUAAGGGGUUCCGAGAAUCUCUUGAAGAAGAUAAAGAAGAACUGGAGAAAUUGACUGCAGCAGUAGCCCCAGGAGAGCCCUUGCCGGCCGCUGCUCUGACCUUACAGCGAGAUAUCGAAAGCGACCUCCCGCAGCUGCAGGAGCUCGAGGCAGCUGCAGAAGCAGCCCAACAGAACCUACGCGACGUGGGUGCCACUGCAGAGCAAGGAGCGUGGGCUCUGCUCGAGUUGGCUGUGCGUGUGUCAUCAGAAGGGAAUCCAUCAGCAUCCGCAGUCGCUGCUUUGGCUGCAGCCCGCACAGUGCGGGGAGAACCUCUUUCUUUACCUGCGUUUCCCGCUAGCCCUGCUCUGUUUGCACUGUUUAAUCUCAGUAACAGUAUGCUGCACUCUCUGAAUGAAGCAGAAGCAGCCAUUGGCAAGGCCUCCCUGGAAGGGCACACGCCAUCAGAUAUCGCGAAAUUAUUAAAAGCAGCACAUGCAAAAGUGCAUGCAGCGAAGCAGAUGUCCUCUCAGCUGCGGCUGCUGAAUGUCUUCGGCCCCUCCAAACAUCUGAGGCACUCUUACAAGCAACUGGAAAUACGAAUUCGCGCAAAGGAAGCGUCGCUGCAGCAGCAGCAGGCGCAGCAGACGCAAUCGCUUAGAAAGCAUCGUAAGCAGAAAUGUGAGAAAGAAGAGGCUAUUUGCACGGAAGCAGAAGCUUCUGCAUACGGCCGACAGGUUAAGGAAGCUGCUGAAAAGCUCAGGAAUGUCCUGGAACAGCUGGAGCAGGCGGGCAGCAGCACCACGCCGGGGACGCAGCAGCAGCGGAAUUUGAAUCUUUUGGAAAAUCCCUACCAGCUCACAGCAGAUGCCUUGAGCCUCUCCGAACGUAUAAACACAUCUUUUAUCUCUGGAACAGAUACUGGCGCGACUUUUCAGUCGGCAGUCACCGAAGCAACGGGGCUGAUGGGUACGGCCAAGAGCAUGCUCGAGCCCCGCUGGGAAAGCAGCUUACAUCUCUUGCAGCAGUCGGCAGUAGGGGGAAGAAGCGACUUGGCUAAGGCGCGAGACGCUCUAGAAGAUGAGGCCAAAGUAAAGCAGCAGCAGCAGGAGGAGGAACGGAAAUUGGGAGAGGAAGCGUCACGGCCAGGGCCGCUGCCAGAUCGAACCAGCAGCAUCAGCAGCAGCACGAGUAGCUGCAGCAGCUGCAGCAGCACCGGCAGCACCAGCGGUUCUAGCCUCAGUGGUGCCGAGGAGCUUUUGCUAUAUCACAUGCAAAAGGUGGCUCUGUUGGCAAGCGAAACGAAACAACAGAGAGAAGAACUGGGAGUGCUUAUUAAAUGUUACAAGCCUCAUCCUGAUUUGGCUUUGCUGCAUGAUCAGCUUGAGAAAGUCUUUUUGGAAGCAGCAGCAGAGGUAGGAGCUGCCGCAGAUCUACUGGUAGACCAGUGGCUCAGUCAGAUGGAAGCAGCAGCAGAACAGGAAGCAACAGCAAAAGCAGCAGCAAAAGAGGCAGCGAGAACACGAGCAGGCGGGCAAAAACGAGCGGCUGCAGACAAAGCCAUGGCAGCGGCGAUUGCGGCAAAGAAAGCAGCUGCAGAAAGGGCUGCAACAGGGUACCGUCACUUACAACGACUUCAUGUAGAUGAGGCCACCAUCUCCAGAUUGCAGGAGGGAAUGACGAGGUCUCGUGUGAUGCCGUCUUCCAGUCCUUUACCUGCGCUGCUGCUGCGCCCCGCACCAGGAGCGCAACCAAUCACCAGCCUACCCAGGCAAUUAAAAGGCUCUUUCAGACGCAGAAGACUCACAAGAGGUCAACCGCAACUACAAUCGUACAUCAGUCAGCUGUCCUCCAUGGAAGACUCCGAAAGCAAGCUGCACAUGCAGACUCCAUUGUCUCAGCAGCCUGAUCAGGAGCAGAGCACUCUCCAGUCAGGGGACCUGCAGCUGCCGCUGUUGUUUCCUCCGCUGAAUGUGAACCAGGAAUCCACCCUUGAUUUGUCGCAGAGAAGGAGCUCGUCUGGUCUGAGAAGGGUCAACUCUUGGGGCCCCACAGACAAAUCUUCAGAGAAGGCCCGUGCGGGGGAUCAGCUCGGAACCCACACAUGGGGAACCAGCGAUCGUACCACAAAGAUUCCCACUACUGAUCCAGGAACGCAAUUCUACGGGUCUCUUGGGACUCGCAGGCCCUUCAGAAAAAGAGUGGAGGAAGAGACGAAAAAUCCGGAGAAGGAAACUGGGAAGGAGGCGGAGAAGCAAAGAAAAGAGGAAAAAACAGAAAAGGAAAAAACAGAAAAACGUGAAAACAAAACACGACCAAGGGUUAGGAUGCGAAUUGGCGCAAACACGGACUCAGACACAGAUGAAGAUGUGGCAGAUGGUCUUUUUGGUUCGAUUUCUUCACUUCUGACUCUGAAGGGAACCCCUGCAGUUGCAGAUGGGGAGUCUGUCCUUGAGUUGAUGAUCCUUGAUGAUUUGGGACAGGCGUCAACAAAAGCCGAAGAGGAGACGGCAGGCGGAACAGCUGAAGCGCUAUUAGCAACAAGAGAAGCGGAAAUUAGCAUAAGCAGCGAAGCAGGGGAGUCGCAGCAGAAAGAGCAAUCCUCUGUGGAGACUGUUCGUAAAGAGCCGAAAGACGAAUACAAAAAGAAGCGAAAAAAACCCGCACGCCGGCACAACACGGUAGCUAUAGACUUCGGUAUCUCUUGGGCUCUGGGGGGAUCACGAAAGCAUCAGAAGGACCUGAAGGAUCUGCAUGAUGAAGAAGAGGUGUCAGGCAUUAGUACUGAUGAGAGCAACGCUGGGAGCUCGCAGAAGGUGUGGGAGGAAGGGACUUCCUCCAGUCCUGCCGACCAGUGGACUAAUCGCCAGCAAUGGGGACCUCAGGAACCGUCGGACCAGCGUCGUCGUCGUUGGUCUUUGUUGCACAUUCCAUUUGGGCAUGGUUCGUUAGGCAGAGAAAGACGUGGCAACAAGAAGACCCUUCCAGAUGCUGAUCAAUUACAAACGCAGAGUCUAGAAAGGAAGAACGUGAGGACACGCAGGAUAGGGCUCGGGCUGUUCGGCAGAUCAUCGAUUAGGACACUAAAUAAGGUAGAAGAAGAACCAACAGGCAAGGAAACAAGAGAAGCAAAAGAUGCAGAAAGUAGAACUGAAAGUGAACAAGGGGAUGAGACUAAAGGUGGAAGUGAAGGCAGAGAAACAGACAAAAACAUCCAGGCUGGAGGCAAAGAGAAGACGAAACACACGGGAAAACACAAACAAAAGCACAGAUAA